GCUUAAUUUCCUCAUGGAGGGUUUACAUGGGAAUCAGAAUAGCGCCGCGUUGAGUGGACGUACCAGAUACAGUGUGUUAACCUCCGAAAACAUGGCAGAUCAUAGUGAACCAUCUCUAACGCGUAGUCGUACGAAUGACAAAGAAAGGCAAGCUCUGGAGGAAGCAGACUCGAACAUUGGUCUGUGUGGAUGGUUCCUGGUACUAAUGUCCAUCUUGCUGACUUUGGCCACCUUCCCUCUCUCCAUAUGGAUGUGCAUAAAGAUAGUGAAAGAGUAUGAGAGAGCCAUCAUCUUCCGUUUAGGACGAAUUCUCAAAGGAGGUGCUAAGGGGCCAGGUCUGUUCUUCGUCCUGCCCUGCACAGAUACAUUCAUUAAAGUGGACAUGCGCACCAUCUCAUUUGACAUUCCCCCACAGGAGGUCCUGACCAAGGAUUCGGUGACGGUGAGUGUGGAUGGCGUGGUGUACUACCGCGUGCAGAAUGCCACGCUGGCUGUGGCCAACAUCACCAACGCUGACGCCGCCACCCGCCUGCUCUCCCAGACCACCCUCAGGAACGUGCUGGGCACCAAGAACCUAGCCGAGAUCCUGUCCGACCGCGAGGAGAUCGCACACAGCAUGCAGGCCACGCUGGACGAUGCCACGGACGACUGGGGCAUCAAGGUCCAGCGCGUGGAGAUCAAAGACGUCAAGCUGCCCAUUCAGCUGCAGAGGGCCAUGGCCGCUGAAGCAGAGGCCACACGGGAGGCCAGGGCUAAGGUGAUUGCGGCGGAGGGCGAGAUGAACGCUUCGCGUGCGCUGAAGGAGGCGUCGCUGGUGAUCGCCGAGUCCCCCUCCGGCCUGCAGCUGCGCUACCUGCAGACCCUCAACACCAUCGCCGCCGAGAAGAACUCCACCAUCAUCUUCCCCCUCCCCAUAGAAAUGCUGCAGGUCUUCACCAACAAAUAAGACACACACACACACACACACACACACACGCACACACACACACACACACACACACACACAUACCCACUCACAAUACAUACACUUACGCGCACACAUACACUCGCGCACACACUCACAAUACAUACACUUAACGCAUGUCACAUGCAUACGCUGCAAGUAUACUGGACUUUGGACUGUGUGGAUGGGAUGCAAUAUACUCACUAUCAUUUAAGUCAGACAAAUAGCCAUACAACCACACUCCUCACUUCACUCUCUCCAAAUGCAUCAAGGCAUUUGGCCAAAUCCAUACAAUGUUUUGCCAUUGACAACAUGUUACAUUUAGCCUUGGAAGCCAGCUCACAAGUUUGCCCACUUAAGAUAUGUUCAGGCCAAUCAAAUUGUUUGGUUCGGGUUUAUACGACGAUGGACAAGUCAGCAACAGUGAAGCAGUCAUCCACGUCACUUGAGUGUGCUUGAGUUGAUUUUGUGCGCAGCAAAUAAUAGGUAUUGUGUCUAUUAUGCAAGAUGCUGACAGCACAAUAACUUUAAAAGACGAACAGAGAACACAGUUUAAGCCUAGGCAUUUGACAUCCUAAAAUAUUGUGGGUGGGGUAAAGUCAGGCUGGCUUCCAGUCUAUGUUGAAACAUGCCCCAUAAUCAAAUUCAAAUGGCGUGCUACCAGACACCAAUUCUGAUGAGAAUUCUAAUAAGGCUAUGUCACAUCCUGUGUGCCUGCAGAGAUAAUGCAGAGAUGUAUCCUGCGAAGAGACACCUACAUAGAACAUAAAAAGAUACUGUAUAUUGGUAGAUAUACUGUAGAAGUAGACAUGAUUGGCUGUUGUUGGUAGAUAAUUUGGCAGAUAUAUGAUUGGCUGUUUUGUUAGUUAAACCUAGUGUUUGGCAACACUUUUAGUACAGUAACAUUGCAUCAAUCGCACAAUUCCCAGCAUGUCAGAGUUUGUGUCAGAAAAUUACCCAACAUAACACCCUUUCUCGAAACAGUUUGAACAGUCAUGAUAUGACUUCAAUACAGCGCACACAGAUGUAUUUCUUUAUGGUAUGAGAAGUCCUGUGAAGUGGAGUGGAAUCCAGGUCAUGAGGCAUCAGAUAACGUGAGAAAAUAGAAGUAACCACAUCUCAGCCCUGCUGCAAACCCACUUGCUCUUAACGUUGCAUUCUGACACACAUUCUCACCUCGUAAACAUUUGUGUCGAUUGCCUCGUGGCACCAUGUUUUUGUUUACAGUUUAAAGCAAACAAUUCUACAAAAACAACUCUAAACAAUCUACUCAAAAAUGUUGCCUGUUUGCCAAAUUGGAAUAUACCUCUGAGUUAAGACCCUUUGGACAAAGGCGUCUGCCAAAUAGCAUAACCAUAACCAUAAAACCCAACAUGCCACUAAGUUGUGUUUCAAUACGUAUCAAUGAAAGGUCAGUGUAAUUGAAUGGUCAACACUGUAAACAUUCCUGAGAAUCUGAGUAAUGUUCUCAGUUCUGAGUGAUGCUUAAUUGUCUUGUGUGUGUGUGUGUGUGUGUGUGUGUGUGUGUGUGUGUGUGUGUGUGUGUGUGUGCGUGCCUGUGGGAGUAAGCUGUUCUGAAUGCAAAAUGCAGAUGCCUUGUAUUUUACUAUGCUGUACCUGACUUUCUAUCUUUCUCUAUCCAUGGGUUGUAUCUGACAACACAAAGCCUUAAUGAGUGUUACAUACUAAUCUCACCUGCAAACAGACUUUUCUAAACAAUUUAUCAGGAAUUUUUUUUUACUUCAGAGCUUUUUUUAUUUUAACUAACACGUUGAAUGAUUCAGUAUUAUAGCGAUUGAUACAAUUAACCCUGUUUGUAAGUAUGACCCAUGGCUGUGGCUAGAGUUAGAAAGAUAAUAAUAGAAAAUACUAUUGCGGUGUCAGGGUGUUUUAACUGCCCUGGAACAAGCAGUUUUGUUCACUGCCAAGUGAUCUGCUUUGCCUACUAAUGUGUUGUCUUGCCAAAGAUGUGAAUACCCCAGUGUUACGCGCCUAUUUGUACCUCUGCCAAGUUAACUUUCUAGGUUGCAGCGUGUGUGGUCAUUCAGAAGGAAGCCGAGGGCUUUGUUUUAUUGCUUCCUGGUGCACUUUGCUAUACUGUGUUUUCCGGGUAUGUGCCGAACAGCACGUAUUGCCAUAAUAAAGUUAAUAUUAAUCUUUCUACUGUUAAAUGUAUGUGAAAUAAGUUUGUGUAUUAAGUUCCAUAUACCCUUGUGUAUGAAGUUGGUGUUUAUUGCAUACAUUUGCAAAUCACCUCUAUGUGUUGAAGUUGUGUAAUGUUGAAAACACGCACGGACAUCCGCAUAUAACAAUAAAACAAUAAACAACUGAUGGUUUAUACCA
Sardina pilchardus (European sardine) is the source of this 3286-nucleotide messenger RNA. RefSeq names its product stomatin (gene stom). The record is from RefSeq and is a predicted model, not a curated record. Lineage: Eukaryota; Metazoa; Chordata; Actinopteri; Clupeiformes; Clupeidae. The coding region runs from base 14 to 946 and encodes 310 amino acids. The transcript has 7 exons. Gene Ontology annotation, cellular component: plasma membrane.